Messenger RNA from Fonsecaea erecta, 1302 nucleotides. RefSeq lists its product as hypothetical. Lineage: Eukaryota; Fungi; Ascomycota; Eurotiomycetes; Chaetothyriales; Herpotrichiellaceae. Gene Ontology annotation, molecular function: DNA-binding transcription factor activity, RNA polymerase II-specific; RNA polymerase II cis-regulatory region sequence-specific DNA binding; zinc ion binding. The record is from RefSeq and is a predicted model, not a curated record. The transcript has 6 exons. Gene Ontology annotation, biological process: regulation of transcription by RNA polymerase II; DNA-templated transcription. The coding region runs from base 1 to 1302 and encodes 433 amino acids. Gene Ontology annotation, cellular component: chromatin.
AUGUUGCCUCCGCGAAUUGAAGAGGCACGUAUCACGCCCUCAUUAGCAGACUUUGAUCACUACCUGCACUAUGAUUCGCACCUUGAGAUUGGGGAGUUGUCAGAUUCUGCGGACUUCUUCAUUUCAAACAUCCUCCAAGAAUUAUGCGAGCCUGAGAAAAUAAAUAUGCCUGAAUACAUCAGUCAAUCAAUUGAUCCAAGUCUUCAAACGCCGAAUAUCCAGUCCUCAAGCGCUUCGCAUGGCAACAAGCAGCAACAAAAGCCCACCGCCGAUGGGCUCCAACACAACCUGGACGUUGCUUUCGUACAGCUUUUUAUUUCUUCUAGUUGUGCUCCCCCAGUGGAAUGUCUCGCCCUUGACAGGUCUUUCGAGUUUGCCACCAGUCUACUUAUCGUAGAUGAGCAGGACCUAAGAGAAUACUGGUUAUCGUAUUCUGCAACCUUCCACAAGCUACUGCCAGUGAUCCACAUGAGUAGCUUGGAGUUUGACCCUGCUCCUUCUUUACUACUUGCGACCAUCACCGCGAUAGGAGCCGACUACCUAGCCGGUGGCAAGCCUCAAAGAUACGCCUCUGCCACUUACGAGAGGCUUUUCGGCUUUCUUGCUGCACCAAAUGAUUGCAUACAAGCCGAAUGUCCACAUUGCUUGUUAUUACUUGCAGCAACAUCUCUUCUAUGCUACCGUAUCUUAGACCACCGGAACCUCCUCUUUUUCACUGCAGCCCUGGGACUCAUGAGCCGUCUGACGGACGAAGCUGCGAGAUUGGGGGUAUUCUCUGUUCCAGAUAUGGAUCUCAUGCCCCAGGAGGAAUUCUCCACGGGAGAAGAUACUCCAGUUCAAUACUCUUCCACUGGGAAUAUUCGAAACACAACAGAGCUCAUCACUACAGCGGUAUUGAAAGACGAAAUACCUGAAUGGAGGAAAUGGGUGGGCAACGAACAGCAGAAGCGACUCGGCUGGGCAGUCUUUGCAGCAGACCACCUCUCUUCACUGCUCACCAACAGUCCUUCCCGAAUCCUCGAGACAGACCUGAAAAUCUCCAGCCCCUACCGCGACGCUUUUUGGGACGCCGGAAGUGCCAAACAAUGGCGCUCACUUUUUCCCUGGACGCCCUCGCCCCCACCACCGCUUCCGUUCGCCGGCAUCGUUCGCAAUAUAAUCCUGGGAGAGUUUCCUCUGAAGAAGCUAUCCGACUUUCACUUGGAUUUGUGCAUCUAUGUCUUUGAAAUGGCCGUUCUGGGACUUGGAGGUUCCCACAUCCUGGGCUUGAAUGAGCUUCAGCUGAGAUCUCUCCCGGAGUGA